Messenger RNA from Scophthalmus maximus (turbot), 3426 nucleotides. It is a transcript of the gene fastk, whose product is annotated as Fas-activated serine/threonine kinase. The record is from RefSeq and is a predicted model, not a curated record. Gene Ontology annotation, cellular component: mitochondrial matrix; ribonucleoprotein granule. The coding region runs from base 373 to 3144 and encodes 923 amino acids. Gene Ontology annotation, biological process: regulation of mitochondrial mRNA stability; mitochondrial RNA processing. The transcript is spliced from 12 exons. Lineage: Eukaryota; Metazoa; Chordata; Actinopteri; Pleuronectiformes; Scophthalmidae. Gene Ontology annotation, molecular function: RNA binding.
CGGACGGAACCACGACAACAACGGCCGCUACACAACUUCACUCCUGCGGUCUGUUCUGUAACCGACCUGCUCCGCUUCUUCACGGACGGUCACACGUUCGAGGAGGCGACACUGCCCCCUGCCGCCCGCUCCGGGGAGAGUUACCACCAGCAGACGGCAGGUGUCGCCCCCCCCCCCCCCCAGUUGCAUGCCGGGAAGCGGAUGAUGGCUGCGGGCUGUGCGGAGGAAUGAAGCCGCUGACCGCUGCCUGUCGCCCCGCUGAAGCUCGCUCCGUGCGGCCUCAGGUGUUUCAGCAGAGCGGAGCUGUCGGUGUCACUGAGCUAUGAGGAGCGCUGCUGUCCUGUUGCCUCCAGGCGUCCUGGCUGUCCCACUAUGCUGUGUUUGUCCACUGGGUGGCGCCUCCUGAGCCGAGCUCACCGCCGCCCCCGCCCCGCCGCCCAGUCUGUCACCAUGUAUGCCGCCCGCUUCUACAGCACCGCAGGGGGAGGGGCAGGAGGCGGGGUCAAACAGGGGAGAAGGUCGGGGCUGGCCGUGAUCGAGACGCCCCACCCCCCUCACCCACACCACCCUCACCCGACUCCCCCGGCCUACCAUCUGUACCAGGGACGCCCCGACACCCACCGAGGACCACACUUCCACCACCACUUCCACUCGCAACCCACCCACCUGGCCCCGCCCCCUUUACCCCCCCAAUACCAACACCAUACCCACUUCCACGCGUACGGAGGGGGCGUCCCGGGUGGAGGGGCUGCCGCCCCCGGCACCAAAAAGAAGACGUGGAACUUCAUCCACGAGAAGAUGAGCUACGACACGUUCUUCACCAUGAAGCGUCUGAUCGAGCGUUCGCGGCGGCCCGACGAGGUGCUGCGCUGGGUCACCCAGAACCCAGGAAAGAUCUCCCACAACCACUACCCAGUUGCUCUGCAGAAGAUCGGACAGCUGCUGCAAGCCACGCCCCCAAUGCGACCUGGAGCAGACGAGGGCGACGUCUCGGGAGGAGGAGGCGGAGACGAACGUCAGAUCCUGGAGCAUCAGGACUUUCAGACGCUCUGUAGCGCCAUCAUCAACGACUGCGCCAAGUUCGACAACUUCAGUAUCGUCAACUGUUUGUACGCUGUGGCCGCGCUCGGUCUGCCCAGCGACUCUCAGGUGGUCCAGGUGUUGGAGGUGGAGGCUCAAUCCAGACUGAACCAGUUCAACCAGAAGGACGUGUCCAUGGUGUUCAGCUCCAGUAUGAAGCUCCACCCGGGGAGUCAGCACCCCCUGACCGAGGCCUGCCUGGCCGGCCUGGAGAAGAAUCUGGAGAGAGAGCGCCACCCGCAGACGCUCUUCCUCCUGCUCUCGUACUAUCGACUCAAGUGGCGCUCGCUGCAGCCGCAGGAGCCCACCGCCGCUGUAGGCGGCGCUGCAACCACCGCCGCUACCACCAACAACACGCCUCCAAACCAAGAACAGCUGCACGCCAACAGGAAGAUCCUGCGUCUAGUCAAACACACUCUGGCGAGUGUCAGCGGUGUCCGUGACCAGGAGAUGGUGCUGCUGGACGAGAUGCUGGCGGCGUGCGCUCAGGAGGCGAGCAACAAGAGUCUGGAGUUGAUCUUCAGCUCUCACCUGUUCUACCAGAACAGACAGGAGAAGUUCAUCAGCAGCCUGGCAGUGGAGCUGCCGAAGAAGGUGGACAGCAUCACGCCGUACACGAUGGCUCUGAUCGCCAAGUACAUCGCUCGCCAUCGCCUGCGUGAGACCCGACUGCUCGACGCCAUCGCAGACUUCCUGGUGAAGAAGGCGGAGUACCUGGACAGUAAGGUGAUCCAGAAGCUGGUGUUCCCGUUCAGCAGGAUGAGUUACCGUCCGUCCAACGAGCAGCAGUUCUUCUCUCGGUUGGAAGAGGUGGUGGAGCUGAAGGCGCUCAGUUCGCCGCUCGCAACUGUCAACAUCCUCAUGUCUCUGUUCCAGCUGGGUCACUUCCCAGGCCUGGUGCUGCACCGGGUCUUCUCCUCUGCCUUCAUCAGCAACGUCACGAAUAGUCCGUACGCUCUGAUCGUCCGGAGGUACCUGUCCCUGCUGGAUGCCGCCGUGGAGCUGGAGUAUGACCAGUACACCGGACCUCGGCUGCAGGACGCCCACAAGGUUCUGAUGUUCGACCACGCCCUGACCGCUGACGAGGUCAACCGCAAGUACAGUUAUAAGGGUCUUGUUGCGGAGGCCUUACGUCAGCUGGUUGGAGAACAGAACUACAAACAAGACGAAGUGCUCGCCCCUGGAUACUACACAGACUUCGUUCUGUGGAUGGACGGUUCUGGUCGGGUUCUACCCAUCAGGACCGGAGCUGCUCCGUCGCUGAGCGUAGCCGUGGCAACCAAGCCGGCUGAAGGCGUGGUUGCUGUGGUGACCUCAGAGUUCCAGAGGUUCUCUCCCUUUGGGGCGCUGGAGGAGGGCGGCGAGCAGCAGGUGGGCGGGGCUGUGGAGCCCAGCUCCUUCUUACCCCACCACAUCCGCAGCACAACAGGGGCCCCGGGGUCUUCGGGGGCCCCUCGGCCCGGGACUAACGGUGGUCCCCUGGACUACGGGCCCUACUUCGUCCCUGCAGCCGAGUUCUACUCCGGUCUGGCCAAGGAGCAUUCUCUGGAGAGCCAAGACAGCUCCACGCUCAGCAGCCCCCCCUCCGACGGCCUGGCCCCGCCCGGGGCUCCAGGACCCGCAGGGGCCGCGGCCCCCGACUCUCUCUUCCAGUUUUCCAUCGGGAAGAUUCUGGAGGACGAGGCGGGGACAGGGGCCCCUGAGAGCCAGGGACCAGACUGUGAGCUUCCGGGGUUCUACGAGGACGUGACAUAUUCUGAGGGGUCAGGGGUCGACAGGCGACCCUCGUCACCGCCACAGCUCCACCCCCCCGAUCGACCGGACCCCGACACCCCUUCGACUGACCACAGAGUGGUCAGGAGGGUCAUCAUGUCCGUCAAUGACAAGUGGCACUACUGCCACAACUCUGACGUGCUGGUUGGGUCCAGGGCCAUGAGGGACCGACACCUGAGGCUGCUGGGAUACGUCAUCGUCCAGCUGCCGCAUCACGAGCUGGAGAAGCUGAACGGCAUUGAGGAGGUGAAGCAGUACCUGCACAAGAAGCUGCUGGACGUCCCACUAUGACACUGUGUGUGUGUGUGUGUGUGUGUGUGUGUGUGUGUGUGUGUGUGUGUGUGUGUGUGUGUGUGUGUGUGUGUGUGUGUGUGUGUGUGUGUGUGUGUGUGUGUGUGUGUGUGUGUGUGUGUGUGUGUGUGUGUGUGUGUGUGUGUGUGUGUGUGCGCGCAUUAUUAGUUAUUGAUGAAUCUUCAAAUGAUUUUCUUUAUCAAUCUGUGAGAACAUGAUGAUUGAUCAGAACCAGAUGAUUAAACAAUAAAGAAUAUCGAUGUGUUCUCACCUCUUUCCAAA